Molecule: messenger RNA, 2426 nt
Organism: Pangasianodon hypophthalmus (striped catfish)
Lineage: Eukaryota; Metazoa; Chordata; Actinopteri; Siluriformes; Pangasiidae
Gene: antxr2a
Product: ANTXR cell adhesion molecule 2a
Exons: 17
Coding region: 380-1834 (484 amino acids)
Cellular component (GO): membrane
Molecular function (GO): signaling receptor activity
Source: RefSeq, a predicted model, not a curated record
GUGAAAAAAAAUGUGCAAGUAAGCUCGUCAGAAGUUUGUCUAGCACCCAAAAGUUUGACUAUAUCCAGCCAUAUGAAUAUCCAUAUGAAUGAAGAAUAAACGCGGAAGGAUGAAGCAAUCCCGUUGAUGACGCCAUCGUGUUUAUUCAUCUACAGGAAGGAUUUUAUAACUUCAUUUCCUAACGCUUGGGACAUGUUGCGCCAGAGUGGUAUAUGUAACCGAGCCGCUAUUGUUCCUCUUCACUUGUUACUCUGCUCACUGCAUUGACGACACGAUUUGGUGGAUUUGUUGGUUUUUUGUUUUACUUUUUAAUAUAUACCCAUAUAUAUAUAUAUGUGUUAUUCCUACUGACCAAAGCUCGCAAUAGCGUCAGAUAAUAAUGUCAAGGAAAAGUUUCUGCGCAGAGGAACAUCUGGCUGCGGCCGUGACGGCGCUGCUGCUGCUGGGCGUCAUGUCGCCUCUCAGAGCAGAGACCUCUCCAUCCUGCCAUGGAGCUUACGACCUCUACUUCGUGCUGGACAGGUCAGGAAGUGUCUCAAAAGAUUGGAUCCAGAUCUAUGAGUUUGUGAGAAAUCUUGUAGACCGAUUUGUGAGCCCCAAUAUGAAGGUUUCAUUCAUUGUUUUCUCGUCAAGCGCAGAAGUAAUUUUGCCACUCACUGGAGACAGAUCACUGAUAGAGGAAGGCCUACAGAAACUGAGUAAAGUCAUACCUGCAGGUGAUACGUACAUGCAUGAAGGAAUUAAAAUGGCAACUGAGCAAAUGAAAGAACAAACCAAAAAGUCUUCAAGCAUCAUAGUUGCUUUGACAGAUGGGAAGCUUGCUGUAUAUGUCCAUGAACUUACUGUAAAAGAGGCAGAGGUAGCAAGGCAGUAUGGAGCUCGUGUAUAUUGUGUUGGUGUUAAGGACUUUGACAAAGAUCAGCUGGCUGACGUGGCUGAUAGUAUAAAUCAAGUCUUCCCAGUCAAAGAUGGCUUUCAGGCUCUCAAAGGAAUUGUUAAUUCGAUUCUAAAGCGGUCAUGCACUGAGAUCUUAACAGUCGAGCCGUCCAGCGUUUGUGUGAAUCAGUCUUUUGACAUGGUCCUCCGGGGGAAUGGAUUUAUGCAGGGGAGAGUCCAAGAUGGAGUCCUUUGCAGCUUCCUAGUGGAUGGUCAAACUUACAUUGAGAAAUCAAGCACAGUUCGAGAUGACUAUGUGCUGUGUCCUGCGCCAAUGCUUCAGUAUGCUGGACAAAAAAUGGAAGUUCUUAUCAGCUUGAAUGGGGGCAAGUCCUUUGUUACAAGUCCCUUCACCAUCACUGCUUCAACUUGUUCGGAUGGUACCAUCGUGGCCAUUAUAUUUCUGGUGCUGUUGCUUCUCGUUGCUCUGGCUCUCAUGUGGUGGUUCUGGCCUCUCUGCUGCACUGUGGUUAUUAAGGACCCGCCUCCUCAAAGUCCUCCUCCUCCACCACCUCAACCAGAGGAGAGUCCACUUCCCAAGAAGAAAUGGCCAACUGUGGAUGCUUCUUAUUACGGAGGAAGAGGAGCCGGGGGUAUCAAACGCAUGGAGGUCCGCUGGGGUGAGAAAGGCUCAACAGAGGAGGGGGCGAGACUGGAGAUGGCCAAGAAUGCAGUGGUUUCGAUACCAGAAGAGGUGGAACAGCCGAUGAUCAAAAAGCCCAAACCAGCUGCACCUGCCUACCAUCAAUCUGAAACUAAAUGGUACACUCCGAUCAAGGGCCGUCUGGAUGCACUAUGGGCUUUGCUGCGGAGACAGUAUGACAGAGUUUCCCUCAUGCGACCCACUUCUGCAGAUAAGGGACGCUGCAUGAAUUUCAAUCGAGUCCCUCAUCACUAGACAGACUUCAAUCAUCAAAAUGCAUGGAUUGAGAAAAUAUCAGAGGCAGAAACAAUUUCAGGUGUUUUCUUUUGUUUUGUUUUUUGUUUUGAGGCAGUAUCCUUUGUCCAUUGGCCGUUGUGUUACAGCAUGAAUUAGCUUAACGAUGUUUUAAUUGAUCAUAUUGGCCAUCUAAUUACAUCUGAAACUGUUUCCUUUUCUAAAGGCUUAAACUGUGAUUUUCCCAACGUUUUAAGCUUAAUUUCUGAUAAAUUAAACAGAACAGUUUGGGCCAGAUUUGGAUAGUAUUUUUAUACACACCAAGGGCUUAUUCUGACCAUAUUGUGCCUUAUUUGGGGGAGAAAAAACCCACCUAAUUUUAAGGACACAGACGGAGGCUGCAUUAGAGGGGAAAAUAAAAAGAGGAAGUCUGUUUGCCAUUGGAGUCAAUAAUCCCAGUAGGCUUGGUGAGUGCAGAAAGUCCAGCGCCUCUUGGCAAUGUCUCACCACAAAGCCUCUCCAGUAUCGCCCAGUGCCUAGCGGGACCUCUCUGACUGCAGAUCCUGUCAUUUUAACACUGAGAAGUGCACACGCAUGACAAACUGUAGACAGA